GCUAAAAGUUUUGCACGAUUUUACAUCCAAAAUCACGCGAUGCAGCAAGCACAGCCUCAUGCUUCACAAACAGCUGGUGCUGGCGUUCUUCAAGGACAGACAAGGCAUAAAAUUGAAGAUCUUGACUUUCCUUUUUGUCCAGAAGCAACAAAAUAUGAAAAAUUAGCGAAAAUUGGACAAGGGACCUUUGGGGAAGUGUUUAAAGCCAGAGAUAGAUCUACCCGACUUGUGGUUGCUAUGAAGAAGGUUCUCAUGGAGAAUGAGAAAGAAGGGUUCCCAAUCACAGCAUUACGAGAAAUUCGUAUUCUGAAGUUACUGAAACAUGAAAAUGUUGUCAACCUCAUUGAAAUCUGCCGAACUAAAGCUAGCCAAUACAAUCGUUUCAAAAGUACCUUCUAUUUGAUCUUUGAGUUCUGUGAACAUGACCUUGCUGGUCUGUUGAGUAACACAAACGUGAAGUUUAACCUGGGAGAGAUCAAGAUGGUGAUUAAACAGCUUCUAGAAGGUCUUUACUACCUUCACACCAACAAAAUACUGCACAGAGAUAUAAAAGCUGCAAACAUUCUUAUCACAAAGACAGGUAUUCUCAAGCUUGCAGACUUUGGUCUUGCCAGAGCACUAGAUCAUAUUCAAAAAUACACAAACAGAGUGGUUACUUUGUGGUAUCGGCCGCCCGAGUUGUUGCUUGGGGAACGGAAUUACGGGCCUGCCAUUGAUAUUUGGGGUGCCGGUUGUAUCAUGGCGGAGAUGUGGACUCGAACUCCUAUCAUGCAAGGCAGGAAUGAACAACAUCAGUUACAUCUGAUCAGUCAACUCUGUGGGUCUGUAAAAACCGACGUGUGGCCAGGCUGUGACAAACUGGAUUUGUUUAAUCAAAUAGAAAUUCCUCAAGGUCACAAAAGAAAGGUUAAAGAACGACUUAAGCCUUAUGUUAAAGAUCAGUUUGCACUAGAUAUAUUGGAUAAAAUGUUGACUCUAGACCCGGCUAAAAGACUAGAUGCUGACGGAGCUUUAAUGCAUGAUUUCUUCUAUGAAGAUCCCCAGCCACAGAACCUGACACACAUGCUUUCCCAGCACUGUACGUCCAUGUUUGAGUUCCUAGCACCACCUCGCCGCAUGCAGCAGGGUCGCCCUGUCACCCAGAAAGUGCCCCAGAAUAUGGACCAGCACUUUGAACGUGUGUUUUAAUGGAGACAACCUUGAAUACUGAAUUGCAGUUUUAAGUUGCUUGUUGGUUAUGAAGUCUUUCAUUAAUUAUACUCGAGUGUAAAAUAUAAGUGGUUUAAAGUAAAACCUAAUUAGGUCAUCAUCAUAUGAGGAUACUUGGAUGUUUACCGGUUGUUGUUUGUAAUGUACUGUAUACUCUCUUAUUAAUGCCCCUAAGGGCAUGAUGAGGGGGGCGGGGGCAUUUAUUAAACUGCAUGUAGAGUAUUAUUUACAUUUUUUAUUGAAUAUUAACUUUUAAUACAAGUUAUAAUUAAGGAAUUUUAAAGCUAUAACACUAUACUGCUGGUAUUCGUUUAAAUAUUACAAACUAGAAUAAUUGGUUUAGAAAAUAAAUGUUUUUUUACAAUAGACAUUGGCAUUUGAUGCUGUAAAACCUAAAAAAUGUAAAAAAAAAAGUAUUGACUACUUACAUGAAAGUAACAGCAAUAUAGCUGACAGAAAUUUACCAAACUAAGUUUGGCAAAUAUGCAAAAAACCUGUUUAGUGAAUAUCAUGUGCACAUCAAAUAGGUGGAGAUAGGUAAACUAUAACAAGCUGUACAGCUCCUGAAACAUGUAUGUAACUGAUGACAAUGUGUAGUUACAGUUG
Mercenaria mercenaria is the source of this 1815-nucleotide messenger RNA. RefSeq names its product cyclin-dependent kinase 9-like. Lineage: Eukaryota; Metazoa; Mollusca; Bivalvia; Venerida; Veneridae. The transcript is spliced from 4 exons. The record is from RefSeq and is a predicted model, not a curated record. Gene Ontology annotation, molecular function: cyclin-dependent protein serine/threonine kinase activity; ATP binding. Gene Ontology annotation, cellular component: nucleus. The coding region runs from base 40 to 1188 and encodes 382 amino acids. Gene Ontology annotation, biological process: protein phosphorylation.